AUGGAGACCAACGCGCUUAUCGAUCUCGUCCACCAGGUGCAGGGCGAGCUUUGGGUUGAUAAAGUGAACGAAACGUACAGAACAGGCCGUCUCUGCCAAUGGGUGUCAACUUUCCAUCCUAACAAGCUUCCGUGUCAACUUGACGGUACCUUUCACCAUGGCGCAUUCAAUGCUGGAAUGAAGAUGGUCUUCAGUGACAGCACUGCUUGGAUGGUCCGUUUCCCUCGUGCAGGGAUGGUCUGCGACAACUGCGCCGAUGAGAAGGUUGCCAUGGAGGUGACGGCCCUGAACCUGAUCCAUGACAGGACUACCAUUCCUGUCCCAAAGGUACAGGCCUGGGGUUCCGCUGCCACCAACCCACUGGGUCUAGGUCCGUUUAUCAUGAUGGAUUUCAUUGACGGUGUGAGCCUUAGCGACAUUCUUCGGGACCCGAACGCCGAGCGUCCUAGCAGAGUUGUGCGGGAGGACAUCAGCAAUAGUGAUAUUGAAUAUAUCUACCGGCAGUUGGCGAACUUUUUGCUUCAGCUUUUCAUGCUUGAUUUUGACCAGAUCGGCAGCCUGCCCUCGCCACAGACUGAAGCACAAGGUCCUACACCCCCACGGCCGCUCACAUUCAAGGCGCACAGCAUCCUCCAAAACGGGGGAAUUGACAUUUUUGGUGACCGAGCCAAGGGGUUUGCGACGACGACGGAGUAUUUUCAAUAUGUUGCUAAGCAGGAUUGGGAGCAGCUCGUUCAUCAGCCGAACUCGACGGUUGGUUCAUAUGAUGCUCAAAACAAAUACAUGGCGUUCAAGGUCCUAGAAGGCCUGGUACCUGAUUUCGUCCACCCGAAAUAUAACCACGGCAAGUUCAAGCUGAUUUGCGAUGAUCUUGGCCUGGCGAACCUGAUUGUCCGCGGCAGGGAAGACCUGACGGUUAUUGGAGUAGUGGAUCUCGAGUGGUCAUACAUCGGUCCUACCCAACUGUUUGGCUCAGCACCGUGGUGGCUUUUACAAGACCGGCCUGUUAACAGCGCGUGGGACUGCAAGGAUGAUGAGCUGCCCACGAUUGCCUCCCGGUACUCCAAAUGCCUAGAGACAUUCAUACGUGUCUUAGAGGAGGAAGAGGCAAGAAUACCAGAGCAUCAAGAAAAAGAGCUCUCCAGUCUUGUCAAAUGGUCGCAAGCGUCCGGGGCCAUGUGGCUGCACAUGCUCCUCUUAUCUGGCUUCAACGACCACCGCAGCUUUCCUUUUACGCAGCUGCGCCGACACUUGGGAGCUACUGAGUGGGCGAGGCGUGAGAAGGAAUUUGACAACGCAGCAGAGCUGGGAGCAUUUGCGGCGCGAAAAGUAAGCGAUCUGGAUAACUAUGACAAGGCCUUGGAGGAGCUGGAGGAUAAAAAAGCGCUCUUGGAUAGUGGGAAAAUAACAAAAGAGGAAUUUGUUGCCAAUGCUCUAAUAGACUCAGGCUUAGUCCCUGCUCCUUGA
This is a messenger RNA of Aspergillus mulundensis, 1467 nucleotides long. Its product is annotated as phosphotransferase family protein. The coding region runs from base 1 to 1467 and encodes 488 amino acids. NCBI's taxonomy places the organism in Eukaryota, Fungi, Ascomycota, Eurotiomycetes, Eurotiales, Aspergillaceae. The record is from RefSeq and is a predicted model, not a curated record. The transcript has 2 exons.